UUCAAGCUGAGAAUUUAGACUUGUUUGUCUUGAACUGCCUUGAACUGUCUUGAACUUCCUCAUGCAGUCUCGUAAAUAUUUAAAAAGGUGGGUAUUCCGCUGGACCUAAAGUACUUUUGUGGAUCCUGGUAUAUACUUUUUGAUGCAUUCAGGCAAUACUAGUACUUGAGUCAACAUUUAAGUGUGUGUGUGUGUAUCUUAAAGAACUGAAAAGAGUUAAAAGGUUAGGGAGCAGAAUAGAUAUAGAACAUUUGAGAAAUGCAAAACGAAAUCAGUGGACUCAUUAUUAGAGCCUAUAUGAUUACACUAGUUAAAAUACUUUCUAAAACUUGCUUUUAUAAACUAAUUAUUUGCACUUUACCUGCUGGUUAUUCCAUUUUGGUAGAUAAAAUUCUGAAACUCCCAGCAGAGUUUUAUAAUCCCCAUUUGCUUAAAUAUACUAAAUGUUCUUUUUCCAUUAAGGUUAAUGUUCGUGAAGAAAUGGAAGAGUUUUUUCCAAGAAUGUGGAAGAUAAAUCAAGAUAAAAGAAGGCUAAUGAAAAGUAUUAAAGAUCAGAAAAUUAAAAUUGAAUGGGGGAAAAAAUUGAACAGAAGAUUGGUCAGAUAGAAGCACUUGAAUAUUUUUAAGGCUAUAAUGAAUUGUGUGAAUUGGGGAAGAAUACACGAAGUAUGAAAAAUGAAAAAAUGAAGAAUGAAGAAAAGUAGAAAGCAAGAGUGAAGUAGAAUUAAAAGAAUCUGGAAGAAUGAAUGGGUCCUAGGUUAAGUAAAUGAGUCGCGCUCCCAGUCAAAAUCUCCAGCUGGGAGCCCUGCUCGUGUAAAAUCUGAGAGCAGGUCAGGAUCUCGUAGCCCAUCAAGAGCUUCUAAGCAUUCUGAAUCACGAUCUCGAUCAAGAUCAAAAUCCAGGUCUAGAUCAAGAAGGCAUUCUCACAGGCGGUAUACUCGCUCUCGAUCCCAUUCUCACAGAAGGAGAUCACGAAGCAGAUCCUAUACCCCAGAGUAUCGUCGUAGAAGGAGCCGCAGUCAUUCACCAAUGUCCAACAGGAGAAGGCAUACUGGUAGCAGAGCUAAUCCAGAUCCUAAUACAUGUCUUGGAGUGUUUGGUCUCAGUUUGUAUACCACUGAGAGGGAUCUUCGCGAAGUCUUCUCCCGUUAUGGACCUUUAUCUGGUGUUAAUGUAGUUUAUGAUCAACGAACUGGGCGAUCUCGAGGAUUUGCUUUUGUUUACUUUGAAAGAAUAGAUGAUUCUAAAGAGGCAAUGGAACAUGCUAAUGGAAUGGAAUUGGAUGGUAGAAGGAUCCGUGUGGAUUACUCCAUCACAAAGAGAGCACACACACCCACUCCAGGCAUUUACAUGGGCAGGCCAACCCAUAGUGGCGGCGGCGGUGGAGGUGGAGGAGCUGGCCGUCGACGUGAUUCCUACUAUGACAGAGGAUAUGACAGAUAUGAAGAAUAUGAUUAUCGCUAUAGGAGGCGAUCUCCUUCUCCUUAUUAUAGCCGUUACAGAUCACGAUCAAGAUCUCGUUCCUACAGCCCAAGGCGCUAUUGAAGAACAGAAGCCAAUUACAUUUGCAAACAUGAUUUUUAAACAGCAAGUUCUGACCUAACUUUUCCUAUAGAUCCCCUAAACCCCAUUAAAAUUUGUGGGUUCAUUUAGAAUAUAUGUAUUUUCAGUUGAAAUAUCAGUUUGCCCAUCUCUUAUUGUAAUUCUUCAAGUGUAAUUGUUGUAGUUUUAUGUACGUAAAUGUCCUCAAGCAAAACUAAGUAGGUUUCCUGAAGUGUUGAUACAUUUUGUAAAUCGUUUAUUUUUAAGCAAGUGGAGAUUUCUCUUAAACCUAAAAGAGAGAAGCAAGAAUUGGUUUGUUUUAAAGUUUGCACGUUGUAUUUCAGUAGAAACCUACUAUUUGAAUAACUGUCUAUCUGCCUGUUUUGGGACAAUGUUGACCUGUAUCUUCAAUUACACUUCAGUGUGUAUCCCUGAACCAGAGUUUAUAGUUCUCAAUGUAGUAAGUUAACAUUACUGGAAGGAACACUGUGGGAAAACUAAUUGUAUACUGCAAAUUAUAGCUUGGUAUGUAUUUGAUAAAAUAAUUUUAAUGACAGUAUAGAAGACAUUUGAAGUUUUUGGUUAAAUUAUAUGAAACCAAGCUCUCUUUAAAUUGUACUUUAUUUCAACCCCAUUGUCAUGACACAGGCUUAAGACUUAGGUUUUUUUGGCAUGCAAAUAUAUUUGCUGUUCACAAUAAUUCCAUAUGAUUUUGAAAUGAUGGUUAACUAGGUUCUCUUUGGUAGUAUGGACUGUAGAUUUCCUUUGUAAAAUAAAUUUUAAAUUCUA
Molecule: messenger RNA, 2331 nt
Organism: Heteronotia binoei (common prickly gecko)
Lineage: Eukaryota; Metazoa; Chordata; Lepidosauria; Squamata; Gekkonidae
Gene: TRA2A
Product: transformer 2 alpha homolog
Exons: 8
Coding region: 1030-1545 (171 amino acids)
Biological process (GO): positive regulation of mRNA splicing, via spliceosome
Cellular component (GO): spliceosomal complex
Molecular function (GO): RNA binding
Source: RefSeq, a predicted model, not a curated record